AGUAUUAAAGCCAGAAGGUUGGUUAGAGAUUACACAUUCACUUCGUUCAGCUAAAUUUACUGGGCCAGCUUCUGAACGAUUGAAUGCUGCACUCAUUUCGUGGAACAAGGACUGUGGAAUUGAUCUUGAUCUAAUAACACACUUGGAAGAUUACCUUAAAAUGACAGAAAAAUUCGAAUUUAUAUCAUCUCAAACGAUAAAAAUUCCUAUCGGAGGUGAUGGUUUUGGAGAGUUUUCUUCUGAAAUUGCUUUAUACUAUCUGAAGCUUAUGAAAGUAAUUCUUGCACCUUAUAUGGGAAUUUCGGUUGAAGAAUAUGACCAAUUGUUAA
Dentiscutata erythropus is the source of this 329-nucleotide messenger RNA. NCBI's taxonomy places the organism in Eukaryota, Fungi, Glomeromycota, Glomeromycetes, Diversisporales, Gigasporaceae. The record is from the annotation of a GenBank genome assembly.